Molecule: messenger RNA, 2396 nt
Organism: Capsella rubella
Lineage: Eukaryota; Viridiplantae; Streptophyta; Magnoliopsida; Brassicales; Brassicaceae
Product: ankyrin repeat domain-containing protein 13C
Exons: 2
Coding region: 413-2293 (626 amino acids)
Cellular component (GO): cytoplasm
Molecular function (GO): protein binding
Source: RefSeq, a predicted model, not a curated record
AAACACCUAAAAUCCAACAAGAAUUUAAACACAAAUAGUGAAAAAGACAAAAAAAAAAGGCCAAAUAAGAAAAAAAAGAAAAAAAAGAAAAGAGUACUGACAAAAAGCCCAGAAAUAUCCUUAUUACGACUCUCUUCUUCUCUCACGCCUCCCCAAAUAAAGAGACCUUCCAAAUUUAAUAAUAAAAAUAAAAACGUAAUUUAAAAAAAUAAAAAAUAAAAAAGGAAUUAAAUUCCUCACCACAAACUUCGACUUCUGUAACAUCCCAUUUCCAAAAACAUUCCGUUUCAGCUUCAAUCGAAGAAGACGAACUCUAACAACAACACGAAUAAGAAGAAGAAGACGACGACGAAGACGAAGACGAAGAAGAAGAAGUACAUUUUUCGAUUACUGUUGAAGCUCGCCGUAAACUAUGUCUCGGCCUUCGUCGGCGUCUGCAAUCAGACCUGAAGAUUACGCUCACAGUCCAGUUCACUACGCCGUCGUUUUGGGAGAUCACGGCGCGCUCACUCGUCUUCUAUCCUCGUUACCGAAGCUUGGAGAUCCGGAGCAGAUCCGAACAGAAUCCGACUCACUGAGUCAAGAACGAGUCGCCGAUCAGAUCUCCGCCUUGGUCGACCGUCGCGACGUUCCUUCGCGCGAGACGCCGCUUCAUUUAGCGGUUAGACUCGACGAUCUUUUCGCGGCGAGGGCGAUUUCUUCCGCCGGAGGUGAUAUCUCGCUGCAGAACGGUUCUGGAUGGAAUCCGUUACAGGAGGCGUUUUGUCGCCGGAAUUCUGAGGUUAUGAAAGUGCUUUUACGGCAUCACCACCGUUUAGCUUGGUGUAAAUGGCGGCGGAGGUUGCCUCGUUUAAUCGCUGUUCUCCGUCGUAUGAGAGAUUUUUACAUGGAGAUCUCUUUUCACUUCGAGAGCUCUGUGAUUCCGUUCGUCGGGAAAAUCGCUCCCUCUGAUACUUACAAGAUCUGGAAACGCGACGGUAACCUCCGCGCUGAUACGACUUUAGCUGGUUUUGACGGUUUGAAAAUUCAAAGAGCCGAUCAAAGCUUUUUGUUCCUUGGUGAUGGUGAUGAGUCUCUAGAUAUUUCUCCUGGAUCUUUGCUUGUACUGAAUCGAGACGAUCGGAAAAUUCUCGACGCUUUUGAAAGUGCCGGAGCUCCGAUAAGUGAUUCCGAUAUCGCCGGAUUCUGUUCUCAGUCGAGCUUGUACCGUCCGGGUAUGGAUGUUACCAAAGCAGAGCUCGUCGCGAGAACGAAUUGGCGGCGGCAAGAGAAGAUGGAGAACGUCGGAGAAUGGAAAGCUAGGGUUUAUGAAAUCCAGAAAGUUACAUUUAGUUUCAGAUCUCGGAAAAUCGUUACCGGAGAUGGAAGCGAACAAGUUUUGCCGUUAGAGUUAGACGAAGACGACGAAGGUUUCUUAGUAGCUGAGAAUCCCAGUUUUCUAGCUCCGCCGCAACGGUCACAGAGACGACACAGUAGCUUCGUUAAAGAAGACAGAGAUUAUAUCUCCGUCGGGAGAAAAAGCGUCGACGUUUAUCCCUCCGCCGCGCGACCACCACAACCGCCGCCGCAAACUCAACCUCCGAGAAGAUCAGUAACUCAAUUCCAACCACCGAGAAGAUCAAUGGCUCAAAUCCAACCACCAAGAAGAUCAGUAGCUCAAUUCCAGCCACCGAGAAGAUCAGUAGCCAUACCUUCAACGGUGUCUCCAGUGAAUCCUCCGCCGUCUCCUCAGAUCAAAGAGAAGGAGUUUGUGAAAAGCUUACAUCCGUCAGUUUGGUUAACGGAUCAGUUUCCGUUAAAAACAGAGGAGCUGCUUCCGUUACUUGACAUUUUAGCUAACAAAGUCAAAGCCGUCGCCAGAAUGCGUGAUCUUCUCACCACCAAGUUCCCGCCGGGAACUUUCCCAGUCAAGCUGUCGAUUCCUGUCGUCCCUACGGUCAAAGUAGUCAUCACAUUCACCAAAUUCGUCGAGCUUCCUCCGGCGGAGACAUUCUACACGCCACUCUCUAGUCCAAGAUUCCUCCAAUCAGCUACCUCAGCCGGUGAAGAAGGCCAAUCAGAUGACGAAAAACCCGAUGCUCGGAAUUCGAUUUCUCGGCCUUCGACUUGGCUGAGACUAGGAAAAGGCUCACAGCGACGGGUAGAGGAGGAAGAGCAGCAAACACCUGACGACCCGUUCGCUAUACCAAUUGGGUAUAAAUGGACAAGCAUGAGUAAUAGUAGUAGUAAUAGUAAUAAGUCAGGUAAUAGUAAAAUGAAGAAAUCAAAGUCUACUAAGAGAACUAAUAAGUAGUUUUCUUUACUAUUUGAGGAAUUGAAACGAAUAUAAAAUCUUUUUCGUUGUAGAUAAAUCUGAUAUUUUUAGUGAUAUAGUGAAAUUUGUUGUCGUAAUUUUA